CAAAUGACUGUCUCUAGCAGGAAAAUCAGGUCCGGGUUCUACUACCUAAGAGAAGUAGGACGCAAGGUGAAGGUACACUCACUUCCUUAUCGCCGUUGUCUCUCUGCACGCUGGGCAUCAAAGACAGACCAACUUCAGGACACACAUGAAGCGGUUUAACAUCUUGAGAAUGGCCCUGUCAGGCUCGGAUUCGACCGCCCAGGGGGGGCACGAAGAGACGUACCUUUACCGAUCAGUCAGGAUAGGAGCCGUGGUUGCACUCUACUGGUUUAUUUCGAUAACAAUGGUGUUCCUUAACAACUAUCUGCUAGACAACAAAGAGUUGGAGGCGCCGUUGUUUAUCACGUUUUACCAGUGCUUGGUGUCGGUUGGCCUGUGCUGCCUCAUGCAGCUGCUAUCCACUUUUUGCCCGUGGCUCAUCGACUUCCCGGCCGUCAGCUUCGACUUAAAGACGUCCCGGGAGGUACUUCCUCUGUCCGUGGUCUUCACCUGCAUGAUCACCUUCAACAACCUGUGUCUAAAACAUGUGGGAGUGGCUUUUUACACGGUCGGCCGGUCCCUCACCACAGUGUUCAAUGUGUUAUUCACGUAUAUCAUCCUGAAACAAACCACAUCUCUCCGAUCCGUCAUGUGCUGCGGGGUCAUAUUGGGUGGUUUCUGGCUUGGUGUAGAUCAGGAAGGCGUGGCGGGGUCCCUUUCCUGGAUUGGUGUCUUUUUUGGUGUCCUUGCCAGUGCUUUUGUUUCUCUCAAUGCCAUUUACACCAAGAAGGUGAUGCCAGCAGUGGAUGGAAACAUCUGGAAACUUACCUAUUAUAACAACAUCAAUGCCUGUGUCCUCUUCCUGCCACUCAUGCUUGUGUUCGGAGAGUUUGGUCAUAUCCUCAGCUUUAACCGCCUCACAGACCUGAGGUUUUGGGGUGUAAUGACAGUUGGAGGAGUGUUUGGUUUCGCCAUCGGCUAUGUGACUGGUCUUCAGAUCAAGUUCACUAGUCCGCUCUCACACAAUGUCUCAGGGACAGCAAAAGCCUGUGCACAGACUGUUAUUGCAGUGAUGUACUACGCUUCAAGUAAAAGCAUGCUGUGGUGGACCAGUAACAUGAUGGUCCUCGGUGGCUCGUCAGCCUACACUUGGGUCAGAAGUCUUGAAAUGAAGGACACUCCCCGCAAAGAACCCCAGGACUCUGACAAGGAAAAACUGCUUCCAGGGGAGAAAGAGAGCGCAGGAGUGUAACCAAAGCCUGACAAUCCAUUUUGUUUUUGUCCAUUAUGGCAAAAGAAUAUGAAAGAAUGUAAAAUGAAGUUUUGUGUUUUGGUUUAUUAGUUUUGUGGGGGGUUUAUACACUAAGUUAUGGUGAAGGAAUAUGUACAAAAUAUAUUAAAGCUUCAUAUAAUUUGAAGUCUGAUAUUAUUUAAAUGAAAAAAAUUAUGUGACUUGUGGUUUAGGCUACAACUAAAAGAAUAAAGAAGAAGCACUGUAUGGAAAAGUUUCCAUAGCAACAUCAUUCUGAUAAUUAUAUUUUAUUAUACUGACUGUCAAACAUGAAAAAUGUGCCUUUUGGCUUGGAGCUUUUUAACUAAAAUGUGAAUAAAUAAUAGCUUGUUUUGGACAAGCACUCAAAUGUU
Molecule: messenger RNA, 1623 nt
Organism: Solea solea (common sole)
Lineage: Eukaryota; Metazoa; Chordata; Actinopteri; Pleuronectiformes; Soleidae
Gene: slc35c1
Product: solute carrier family 35 member C1
Exons: 3
Coding region: 146-1231 (361 amino acids)
Biological process (GO): protein O-linked glycosylation via fucose; GDP-fucose import into Golgi lumen
Cellular component (GO): Golgi apparatus
Molecular function (GO): antiporter activity
Source: RefSeq, a predicted model, not a curated record